GCUCCACUUAUCGCACAGUGCUGUCUAGCAUGCUUUGGUGGGACACUGUAUGGCAGACCCGUCGAUCAAGGUGGGGACAUACAUGUUGCUACGGAUGGCAACUUUCAUCAUCGUCACCGACGUUCUGCGGGUGACUGUCCUCGCUUCUAUGAACCAACUUAUUUCCUUUCGAAACAGUUUGUUGAUGCAAUCGGGCGCCGAAUUGAUGCACAACGUAAACGACCUCUGAAGCUAUGCACAUCCCUUGUGCCUGAUGAAGCUAUUGAUCAAUGUGAGAGUGCAUACGAAGCAGCCGAUGGGAAGAAACAAAAGGCUGCGAUGGACAGCUUCGACGACACAGGAAUAAUGGCCCUCAUUUGCCGUCAUGACAUUCCCUUAUUUUUUGCUAAUAUCAACUCUCCUGGAGAGCAGCAGAAAUAUUUGGUAGCACUGAUAGAACACCUGUUCACAUUACUCCCUCCUCAAGCCACGGUUGUUACGCUCUAUGAUGUAGGCUGUGUUCUCGCUCGGAGUCGCUUUCAAAGUUUGAGAUUCUCCCCCCCUGAAGUUGUCUCACGUCUGCGCUUUGCGACUACGGCUAUGCAUGCCUAUGGUCAUGAAUGGGCCUGUCAGCUGGUGCACAAUCCACGGAUUUGCAUAGGCCUUGGCUUAUCUGAUGGCGAGGGGACUGAACGGUUAUGGUCACGAUUCGUUCGCUUGAUUGGUGUAGAAAGGUCAUCAUCACGCCGUCUUUGGUUAAUCGACCGUCAAGCCACUGCGAUAGGGUCAGAAAUGAAAGCGGACCUUGGAGACUGGAUCAGACACCGUCUCAAUCGGGGCAUUAAGGCCCAGGGCUCUGCUGCCCUCGACAUCAUUGACCGCUGUGAAACGUCUGUGGAUGACUUGCAGGCUCAGUGGGCUGACCAACGACAAGCCCAGCUCUCGAUUUGUGCUCGUGAGCAAUCCUAUGAUAUGCACGCACUGAAUACUGAUGCUGGAUGUUUCUAG
Molecule: messenger RNA, 987 nt
Organism: Suillus subalutaceus
Lineage: Eukaryota; Fungi; Basidiomycota; Agaricomycetes; Boletales; Suillaceae
Exons: 3
Source: RefSeq, a predicted model, not a curated record